This is a messenger RNA of Manis pentadactyla (Chinese pangolin), 3015 nucleotides long. It is a transcript of the gene LGALS12, whose product is annotated as galectin 12. The transcript has 8 exons. The record is from RefSeq and is a predicted model, not a curated record. Gene Ontology annotation, molecular function: integrin binding; lactose binding. The coding region runs from base 366 to 1292 and encodes 308 amino acids. Gene Ontology annotation, biological process: intrinsic apoptotic signaling pathway; lymphatic endothelial cell migration. Lineage: Eukaryota; Metazoa; Chordata; Mammalia; Pholidota; Manidae.
GGGGCGGGGCUUCUCCUGGGACCUGCCCACACGCACCACCACCCCUGCCUCUGAUGGGAGGCCAGGGCUCAGAUGAGCGCCAGAAACCACAAACCCUUGCUGGCCCCAAAGGAGCCAGCGCCUGACUUCCUUCUGCGACACUCUGUGCUGCAGACCUAGAGGGUCUGGUUACCUAGUGCAAGCUUCCCGCUGCUAGACACAGAUUUCUGCUGAUACCCAGUUCAGCUGGUGAGGCUAGAGCUGGGCUACAGCACCAGGGGUGGACCACUGCCCUCCCAGGCCUGCUCCAAGUGGCAUUAGGACCCUGCCAGGCGCAGGGACACUAACAGCUGGGAGAGCUCCCAGCAGUUAAGAUUGGCUGGGUAAUGCGAAUCAGGCCAGUGGGGGCAGGGCUCCUGGAAUCAAGAUCUGCAGCCCAGUUGGAGGCACCCCACCCCUCAUGUCACCUGGAGAAAAACUGGAUCCACUUCCUGACCCCUUCAUCCUGCAGCCGCCAGUCUUCCACCCGGUUCCAGGUGGACUUCCAGUGUGGCUGCAGCGUGCAUCCCCGGCCAGACAUCGCCAUCCACUUCAACCCUCGCUUCCACACCACCAAGCCGCAUGUCAUCUGUAACACCCUGCACGCUGGGCGCUGGCAAGCCGAGGCCCGGUGGCCCCGCCUGGCCCUGCAGAGGGGAGCCAGUUUCCUGAUCCUCUUUCUCUUUGCAAAUGAGGAAAUGAAGGUGAGCGUGAAUGGACAACACUUUCUCCACUACCGCUACCGGCUCCCACUGUCACGUGUCAACACCCUGGGCAUAUUUGGUGACAUCUUGGUGAAGGCUGUAGGAUUCCUGAACAUCAACCCAUUUGUGGAGGGCGGCAGCGAGUAUCCGGUUGGACACCCUUUCCUGCUGACGAGCCCCAGGCUGGAGGUGCCCUGCUCGCGUGUCCUUCGGGGUCUCUGGCCCGGACAGGUCAUCGUACUGCGGGGGCUGGUCUUGCCAGAGCCCAAGGAUUUCACUCUGAGCCUGCGGGAUGAGGCCGCCCGCAUCCCUGUGACUCUCAGGGCUUCCUUCACCGACAGAACUCUGGCCUGGAUUUCGCCCUGGGGCCAGAAGAAGCUGAUCUUGGCCCCUUUCCUGUUCUACCCCAGGCGAUUCUUUGAGGUGCUGCUCCUGUGCCAGGAGGGAGGACUGAAGCUGGCACUCAAUGGGCAGGGCCUGGGGGCCACCAGCCUGGACCAGCAGGUCCUGGAGCGGCUGCGGGAGCUCCGGAUCAGUGGCAGCGUCCAACUCUACUGCGUCCACUCCUGAGGAGAGAUCCAGGGGCACGCUAGGGAAGGAGGGCCAGCCCAUAGGAUGCCCCACAGAUGGCCCAGCUCUCCUCCCCUCAUUAAACUGCCACCUCUCACCACCACCCGAGUCUGCGGAGCUUUGGGCCCCAGAGAAGAGAGAAGGCCAGACUGCCAGGGCUCCUCGUGUGACGCCGCGCCCUCCACUAGGAGCCUGGGAUCGGGCUCCAUCCUCCUUCAGAGCCUAGAUAAGGAGGCAGAUCUUGUAGCCAAACAAGGACACUCAAGAAUACAGUGGCUUAAGGAAUUUAGACACUUAUUUUAUUCUCAUCUAACAGUUCUGGAGAAAAUGGUCCAGGGUGAAAUGCUGAGUUUUAACAUAUUUGUAGAUUUUAGUAACCCCACCACCACAGUCAGAACAUGUAACAGCCCCAUCACUCCAAGAACACCCUGGUGUUACUCCUUCGUAAUCACACCUCCUUGACCCCAGUGACCCAAAAAUCUGUUCUCCAUUACUACAUUUUUGUCUUUUUGAGAAUGUCGUAAGUGAAAUCGUACAGAAUGUGACCUUGUGAAACUGUUUUCUUUUUGCUCAGUAUUCUUUUGAGGUUAAUCUGAGAUGCUGUGUGUAUCAGUUACCCAUUUCUGUUUAUACUCAGUAGCAUUCCAUUGUACCACAAUUUGUUUACCAACUGACCCACUGAGGGAAUUUUUGAAUUGUUUUGAGUUUUUGGCAAUUAUGAAUAGAGCUACUAAAAACAUUGGUAUACAAGUCUUUGUAUGAACAUAACUUCUCAUUUCUCUAGGGUAAAUACCUAGUACUGGGAUUAUUGGAUCAUCUGAUAAAUGCAUGUUUAACUUUGCAAGAAACUGCCAAACUAUUUUCCAGAGUUUUAUUUUAUUAUUUCAGAAUGGGUUUACCAUUUUGCAUUCCUUCCAGAGCUGUAUGAGAUUUCCAACUGUUCUGCAUCUCUUUGUACUUACUACUGUCAGUAUUAUUUUUUUUGUCAGUUACUAGUCACAUUUUAUUUUGUUAUUUGUAUCAUGGGUACAUAAGUGCAUAUUCCUUAUUAAAGCUCCUUUCAGGGUUUUUGUUUUUUUUUUUGAGAGGGCAUCUCUCAUAUUUAUUGAUCAAAUGGUUGUUAACAACAAUAAAAUUCUGUAUAGGGGAGUCAAUGCACAGUCAUUAAUCAACCCCAAGCCUAAUUCUCAUCAGUCUUCAAUCUUCUGAAGCAUAACGAACAAGUUCUUACAUGGUGAACAAGUUCUUACAUGGUGAAUAAGUUCUUACAUGGUGAACAGUGCAAGGGCAGUCCUAUCACAGAAACUUUCAGUUUUGAUCACGCAUCAUGAACUAUAAACAAUCAAGUCAGAUAUGAUUAUUCAUUUGAUUUGUAUACUUGAUUUAUAUGUGAAUCCCACAUUUCUCCCUUAUUAUUUUUUUUAAAUAAAAUGCUGAAGUGGUAGGUAGAUGCAAGAUAAAGAUAAAAAGCAUAAUUUAGUGCUGUAAGAGGGCAAGUGUAGAUGAUCAGGUCUGUGCCUAUAGACUAAGUAUUAAUCCAAGCUAGACAAGGGCAACAAAACAUCCACGGAUGCAGAAGAUUUCUCUCAAAACAGUGGGUCAGUUUUUUUUAUUUUACCUAUCCCCAUUGGGGUGGAGGGGUACCUCGUUGUGGUUUUAAUCUGUAGUUCCCUGAGGCUGAAGAUGGUGAGCAUCUUUUCAUGCAUUAAAUUUGCCAUCCAUG